GAGAGGCAGAAAAAAACGGCUCUCAGCAAAGCAACAAGAAGGAAGAGCAAUGGCGACACUGGAUCGCCAAAUACCAAGUCCGGAUACAUUCCUUUGCGAGCCUUGGUCUUCCUUCGUCAGUGCGGCUAAAUUACGUUUUGUUGACUACGCAGACCCGUCCUUGGAUAACAGCGAGAAAGAGCUUUACUGCCUUGGUGAAGCCGUGAAGCUCCGCAGAGAAGAGAUGCUUGUCUACAGCCAGUGCCCAGCACUGGAGGAUUUUUCUCUUGUUGUCUGCCAUGUCUGCAGUAAGGUGGUCACUCCUCAGGGCAUUCUCACACACUAUGAGAAGCAGCACAGCUCCCCAGUCCCCUCCAGGAGUCCUUUUUUGGCCAUGAAGCCCAAAGCAUCCACAGUGCCUCCCGCUGUGGCUCCCAGUCCUGGGGAGACACUGGCGUUCAGGAUACCUAAAGAUUACCCUCACUCCCGCUUCAGCAAGGCUCCACUUGCUGUGUACCCGCCCAAGGGGGCGCGGAACAAGACCUGCGUGUCGCUGCCAGUCGUAAGCCUGGAGAAGAUGCCGUGCCUAAGCCGAGGCGACUCAGCGACACACGUGCGCCUCACAUCUUCCUCUUCCUCCCCUUCCUCGCAUAAGCCUUCAUCCCUCACUACCCAGGCCUCCCAGCGAUUGAGUGAAAAGCUCACAAAUGGUCGUGGCAGCAGCGGACCAUCCACGCCGCGAUCCAUCACGCCUCCAUCUUCUCUAGAUAAGCGGCCCAGUCCAGCUCGCUCCCCGCUGGACAGAAGGGCGGCGUCAACGCCGUCUCCCUCCCCGCUGGAUCGGAAAUCCUCCCUGUCACCCUCACCUUCUCACCGAGCUGUUGCUCUCCCAGCUUUGCCAUCAGUGUCACCGUUGGAGAAGAAGCAACAGAAUGGAACUAAGACUCCCUCCAGGAGUCACAAAAGACUUUCAGGGAGAGUGUUUGAUCCCAACAAGCACUGCGGAGUGCAGGACCCCGAGACCAAACGACCCUGCACACGGUCUCUCACCUGCAAGACUCACUCUUUAACCCACCGGCGGGCUGUCCCUGGCCGAAGGAAACAUUUUGACAUCCUCCUGGCUGAACACAAGGGGCGGGCGAAGGAGAAGGAUGGAGUGAAAGAAAAGGAUAAGGACAAGGACGGAGCGCAGGGAGGGAAGGAAGGCUCCAGCCAGAGUAUUAUAUCUAAAGAGAGCUCGUCUCCCAGCAAGUCUCACUGCCCCAAUGGACGACCUCUCUCCACAUUGAAGCUGCGGCUGGCAAAUGCACACAUACCAAGGGUUCCAGGAGGCUCCUCCACUUCCACCUCAGGUCCUCUGCUCACGGUAGCAUCUCCUGUCCAGGCCCCUAACCCAGAACCAGCUCCCCACAGCUGGGUGACCGCUGCUGGAGAAAGCAGUCGACUUUCCAGCGACGAGGGCGAUGCAGAUCCAGAGGAUGCUGACAGACCUGCUGUUCACUACUCCAGUCAUCACCCGCAGCCUUUAGGGUUUUGCGUAUUCAGCAGCAGGCUGAUGGGAAGAGGCCACUAUGUGUUUGACAGGCGAUGGGACAGGAUGAGGCUGGCACUCCAAAACAUGGUGGAGAAACACCUCAACGCCCAGAUGUGGAGGAAGGUGCCUCUGGCUGCUGAGAGCCUCCUCUCCCCAUCUGGUACAUCCUCCAUACCUUCACAUCAAGCCCCUUCUCCCACCUCUUGUCUGCUCAACUCCCUCCCCAACUCCCUCUCGUACACCGCCACGUUUCCUCAGUCUGCAUCCACAGCUGGGGUGUUUAACAUCCGAGACUCCCCGCAACCCCACACCCAAGUCUUCGCGCAGGGCAAAGCCCGUAACGGCACGCAUAAAGCAAGUCGUCCAUCCAAAGACGUGGAGGAACCCGUAGCGGGAACUAAGAAGAGAAAAAAAACGUCCUACUCUUCCUCCUCAUUUUCCUCUUCUUCCUUGUUUCCCACUGUGGAUAAUUACAAAAGGAACGACAGGAGCUUUCAUUCACAGUUACAAAGCUCGGGAGGGACAGCUGCCUCCCCAGCCAAGAAAAAGGGACUUGGUCAUGGGGAUAGCGAACUUUGGGGAAGCUCAGAGGGCUGGCUAUCUAAAGCUGAUGGCCCUCAAAGCCACAUAUCGCAAAACAGUCGUGAACUUGGCAGCACCAGUAUACCCUACUCACCUAACAGGGAACCAACCUCAGCUGCCCACCAACCAAUGGCUCCUCCCACAGGACCCUUAGCUUAUGGGGGAGGAGCAGAAGGGAGGAAGAGGCGAAGUCCCAGCUCCUACAGAGGAAAGGGCAACAAGCUGAGCAGACUGGGUGGGUUAGAUAGCCUCUUUGGGAAUGGAAGCGAUAGCGGGGGGAUACUAGCUUCAGGGCCUGAAUCCCCAAUACAGGCCAAGUUGCAUCACUGACAGAAACCUGUUUAAUGGACAGAAUGUUGGGCAGCUGUUCAGGCCACCACCGUUUGUGACCUUUGACCUCACCGCUCUUCCAGUUCCAGCACCAAUCAGACUGCUUCAUCAUGUCACAUCUGUUUUAUCCAAAAACAGUUCAGUUCACCUGCUGUGACAGCGGGACUCUGAAGUCUUUGCCCACAGUUGGCUGGCAGUGGCUUCCACCACUUAUCCCUCAGUACGGAUCAUUUUGAUGGAAAGCUGCUCCGCGCCGUUGUGGUCUUUACAGAACAGGAUUUCAAAAACCUUUUAUCCUCCUGAUAAGGGAAUUUUAAGGCACUGUUAAUGACACCACCACUGUUGACUUUUGCAGGGGGAUAACCAGAGUUUAUUUUCAGAAAUCUGAGUGGAAAGAUAACUGUGAUUUCUUUGGGGGAGUUUGAUGUUUAAAGGACCUACUGACACGACUACUGUAGGACUCAGACUUCAGCUAUGCCACCUCAGUGGCUCCACCCCUUUUUUUGUGUUUCUCUAUUUUUUAUUUGUAUUUUUUUUCUUUUCCUUUUGCUUUAAAAAGAGAUGAGCUGGGUUUUAUCCAGCAUUUACCUCUUCUUUAACCUCUUUCUUUCUGUACCAAACAACUUUGUCCAUUUCUCUAUUUACUGUCCCCCUGCCCCCCAAUGUUCCCUGCUCAUCCCAGCAUGCCUGUGUUCAAAGUGCACUUACUGCCCUCAGUUCACCUUCCUUCCUUGUUCGCUGAUUCCAGAGCCAUCUCCAGCAGUGCCACACAAGAACCUGUUCAGACAAGGGAAGAAGAAGACAUCUGUGUUACCAACAACGCUACAUCAAUGCAUUGUAUUUCAAUAUAGGAAGAAGUCAGAUUUAACUUAAGAAUGUUUUUGUAUUUUUUCCCCCUUCGUCCUGGUUUAAACAUUGCAAGAAACUCCUGGACUUGCAUCCAAAAAUGGAAUUAUUGUUAUUAAUAUUAAGGUGUUGGAUGGCGCUUUUUUUGUAUAAUAAUUUAUCAUUCUUUUGUUUUUGUUUUUGACCUUUGAGGGUUUGAGGGUUUUUUUUCAGCAAAAAAAAAAGAUUUCUAUGUCAUUUUGAAGAAAUGUUGAAAGUAUUAUUAUAGUUCAUAUUAUUAAAAAUGUGUACAUAUCUGUUCUUAUUUUUGUAUUUAUUCAUAAUUGUCCCCUUUUCCCAAUUAUGAGGUAGGAGAGAGGGUAUUUUUUAGCUUUCCUGUCUCUUUGUCUCUGUUUAUUAACGAUAAUGAGCUCGGCCUGGUUUCUCAAAACAUUCAAUAAUUAGAUCGUUAGUUAAUAAUCACACAAACCAAUUUGAGCCAUGGCUGCUGUCUAUGUUUACUGUCAUCAAUAGGAAACAACACAUCCUUUUUCUGUUCUUUUUAAAUUUCUAAUAUUAGUUUUAAAUAAUUAUUGUAGUCUGACAGAAAUCUUGAUCUCUGAAACUUUAGAACCAUAUCCCACAUGUUGUUUCUCAUACUACAAAUUAUGUGUAUACACUUUAGAUGCAGUACUGUGCAAGCAUUUAAGGCUCUAAAAGGAAAGUGAAGUAGUCUGGUUCUACUGUGUUCUCGUUUAGAUCCUCCUUUGUCCUGUCAGGAGAUAAUAAGCCCAGAGGUCACAAUUAUUUCAUAAUUAUUUCUUACUAUUGCAAGACAAAAGGCUGGUUAGGUUUUGUUUUGUGAAACCAGGCCCUUAUUUGUAUUUUCAUAUAAAGGGGCACCAUUUUCCCAAUUUCCUGUGGGUUCACCCUUUUUCAUACUUCUUCCAGUGUUCAAAACUAUAGCUAUAUUUUUAAACUAUCUUUAUCUUCCAAGGCCGGUCGGCCUCAUCUCAGUGCGAUUACGCUUGGUUUGUUGUGUUAUGUCGAGUCAGAACUGGGUCAAAAUGUAUCCGCUUGCUUCACAGCUGCCCAGCUCAAGCUAGGUACCGUUUCUUCUCUGGUAGCUCUGUAGUCAUUCCUUUUGAGCCCUCGGUGUCUUUUAUUAGAUGCAGCAUCAGGUGUAAAAAAGCAGUGCUGAUUUAAAAAGACAACACUUACAUUUGAAGGGAAACUAUAUGCUUUUGUUUUCUAUAGCACUGUGUGCCACAGGUUAAAGGUUUCAAGUGUUACAAAGUUUAACUGAGGAUGUCAAAAAAGUCGAGCAGAAAAUGUGAAGAGAUUUUUCUUAUUUCAAAGGGGAUCUCCUGUGCUUGCUUCCAUUAAUAAUUCAAAAUAAUUCAGAUUUUCCUCAUACUGACUUUUAGCUCCUCCCUUUGAGCCAGUUUUCAUUUGAUUGGUGGCCCUUCCCAACUGCAUAAGUAGAAAAAAAACUGUCUAAAAUGGAUUAUAUCAGUCUACGGCUCAAACUUUUGGCUUACAAAGAUUACUUGUUAAUACUAGACUUUGACAGCUAAUGGAGAAAGGCAUAACAGGUCCCUUUUGAAGUGCAGCAGAUGUCGUAAUGGGUCAAAAAACAAACGGCAUAAACCUUUAAAAUGUCAGAGAAGUACCCCCCUCUUUCAUUCAUUGCUGCUGACGAUAGAGCUAACGUAACUGAAAGCAUUUAAAUUUGCUGUUUAGCAGUGUGACUCUCAGAAAUGCACUCGCCUGGUACUUGCCAACUGCUUCAGUGGAAACUAACUCUUUUUGGACUCAUUGGUUGUUUUGUUUAAGCACUAAUGAUGAUUGAAUUGUACAUAAUCAUUUGUAUUUGUGUUACGUUUUUCCAAGUACUCAAAGUGCUUCCCAUGACUGUCCAUCAGCGCGUGAGAUUGUCUACCAGUUUAGAUCAGUUUAAUAGAACCUGCAUGGUAGGCUUUGUUUCGCUGUAGAUACACAUGGUUUAACUGGGUACUGGCUGUGUACAGUUAAAUGGCUAACAUCCCUUUUAUGACAAGAUAAACAAAUCUUUUAAUUUUUCUUCAGUUUUCUUUGCUGUGCUCACACGUUUAAAUCAACAGACAACAACAACCUGAGUUACUGGUUGAAGAAAUAGAAAUGGGAAGUUACGGUCUGUUGCAGCUAAAAUGAAGACAAGGCUCAUGGUUGCUGAUUUCAGAGCAGUUGUAUAUUGUCUUUGCUGUUAAAGUUUGUUUUGUUUUUUUAAACCCUCCCUGUUUCUUUUCUUUCUUUCUUUUUUCCUGUUUUGCACUUUGUCAUUUUGCCCAGAUCUUUAAUUACUUUCUAUUUAUAUAAAUAUUUUAGAUAUUAAAAAAAAUCUUUAUAUUUGUGAUAGUGUUUCUGGCAACUCCAUUAAAAGAAGAUGAAGAGGAUAUUGUUGGUCAGUUGUCCCCCUAAACCAGCGCACUGUUGUUAUUAUCCAAUCCAAACUGUGGUGAAUGUUGAAUGUCUGAAAAAUGCCUUGUUAAGAUUUUGGGGGUUUUAUUCAGUCUUACUGCAGUUGUUUUAGAAAAUUGAUUUUCCACCAAUACAACUUAACACAUGCCACAUGCUGUAAAAAAAAGGAAAAAAAAAAAAGGUCCUGUAUCCAAGCUUUUAUUAAAUGAUUGAAAGUGGA
Molecule: messenger RNA, 5930 nt
Organism: Maylandia zebra (zebra mbuna)
Lineage: Eukaryota; Metazoa; Chordata; Actinopteri; Cichliformes; Cichlidae
Gene: atxn7l1
Product: ataxin 7-like 1
Source: RefSeq, a predicted model, not a curated record